This is a messenger RNA of Calypte anna (Anna's hummingbird), 559 nucleotides long. Its product is annotated as histone H3. Gene Ontology annotation, molecular function: structural constituent of chromatin; DNA binding; protein heterodimerization activity. The record is from RefSeq and is a predicted model, not a curated record. The transcript has a single exon. Bases 67 to 477 code for a protein of 136 amino acids. Lineage: Eukaryota; Metazoa; Chordata; Aves; Apodiformes; Trochilidae. Gene Ontology annotation, cellular component: nucleosome.
GUAUAAAUGGAGCCGCCGAGCGGCCACUCUUACAGCCCGGUUGCUGUUGGUCAAUAGUGCAGAGCUAUGGCUCGUACGAAGCAGACCGCGCGUAAGUCGACAGGCGGGAAGGCGCCCCGCAAGCAGUUGGCCACCAAGGCGGCCCGCAAGAGCGCGCCGGCCACAGGCGGCGUGAAGAAGCCGCACCGGUACCGGCCCGGCACGGUGGCGCUGCGCGAGAUCCGGCGCUACCAAAAGUCGACGGAGCUGCUGAUCCGCAAGCUGCCGUUCCAGCGGCUGGUGCGGGAGAUCGCGCAGGACUUCAAGACGGACCUGCGGUUCCAGAGCUCUGCGGUGAUGGCGCUGCAGGAGGCGAGCGAGGCCUACCUGGUGGGGCUCUUCGAGGACACCAACCUGUGCGCCAUCCACGCCAAGCGCGUCACCAUCAUGCCCAAGGACAUCCAGCUGGCCCGGCGCAUCCGCGGCGAGCGCGCUUGAGAUCCCUGCCACCGAGGCAGAUCAGACAGACCCAAAGGCUCUUUUAAGAGCCACUACAAAUACAGUAAAAGUGCUGAAUCAU